AUGCACCGCCGCGGCCGGGCGCGGGCGGGGAGCGGCACCCCCGAGUCACCGGCACCGAGGCGCUGCCUGCGAGCGGCGCUCCCUUCCCCGGCGCAGCCUGGCCGGCCGCCGGCAGCCUCUGCCCCCGGCUCCCCGAGCGAGAGCCGGCCGCCUCACAGCCGCCGCGCCUCGGGGAGGCUGCCCAUGGCCCCUUCCCCGCCGGGAUCCGCGAGUGCGAGCGCGCUUCAGGCCGAGCAAGGAGGAGGCGGCGCCGGAGCCGCGGGGCGCGGGCAGAGCGCCGCCCCGCCUCCCGCGAGGCCAGGGGAGCUCCCCGCGCCCCAGCGGGAAGGGAGAACGCUUCCCGGGAUACCCCCGCCUCCGCCGCCGGGCCCGCGGCACGGAGACACGCACCGAGAGGGAGAGAGAGAGGGACGGGGGCCAGCCGGCCCGCCGGCCGCGCCCGCUGCAUCACCCUUGGCUCCCGGCAGCAGGGCGCGUGUACUGAGCUCGGUGUUGCUGUCACAAACAUCCCAGAUGUCCUGA
Messenger RNA from Passer montanus (Eurasian tree sparrow), 522 nucleotides. Its product is annotated as skin secretory protein xP2-like. The record is from RefSeq and is a predicted model, not a curated record. The coding region runs from base 1 to 522 and encodes 173 amino acids. The transcript has a single exon. NCBI's taxonomy places the organism in Eukaryota, Metazoa, Chordata, Aves, Passeriformes, Passeridae.